Oreochromis aureus is the source of this 1803-nucleotide messenger RNA. RefSeq lists its product as uncharacterized. Bases 316 to 1779 code for a protein of 487 amino acids. The transcript is spliced from 7 exons. Lineage: Eukaryota; Metazoa; Chordata; Actinopteri; Cichliformes; Cichlidae. Gene Ontology annotation, molecular function: calcium-dependent protein binding. The record is from RefSeq and is a predicted model, not a curated record.
AUCUAAUGUAAACAACAUGUGCGCGUUUUCAUGUCAGUUUGUUGCGUCAACUCAAGUUUGAGCUUUGCAGUGUCGCCUGCUCAUUUAACCUGUAUGUGCGCCUUGUGUUUAACCACCUGUGCGUGCUACCGAGGGAGGAAAGCGUGUGCGUAAAGCACGUGGGCGCGUGUCUAGUAGAUUAAUUUCCAGGAAAGAGGUGGAGAUGGCUCAUAAAAUCCAGGGUAUGGAUAAAAAAGCAAGAAGAAACAACGUGAUGUCUGCUGUCUGAAACCACCCAUAUUCGAAUGUUUGAAACCUCUCUCCAAGUAUUCAAGGAUGACCUGUAACAGAAAGGCUGAUCUGCAGCAGUCGGGAAGGUUUUCCACAUUUAAUCAUUUAAAAAUUGAGGUCCGUAAUAACUGGAUAAAUAAAAGGAAACUGUACUAUUCCAGUCCUGAUGAAGGCUAUGUUAGUCCAUUAAAAAAGCCCCUUAGUCCAAAGGCUUUGUCCCCUGACCUCGAGUGUUUUACAGACCACUACAGCCCUUUUGUGGGGCAGCAAUCAGCGUCGUCUUAUCCUGAACCUUUACCUAAGAAGCAAAAUGUUGGGAGUGCAGUAAAACAACCUGUGAACUCUAGGCUACACUGUGAGCACAUCAAGCAAUGUGGGUCCUCCACAGAUCCAGGAGGUGAAGAGAUCGUACAAAAACAUAUUACAUCUGAGAAUAUCCUUUUCAAUUUUUCCCCUGUGUUUGACUAUGAUUUAGAUGCAGUAUGUUACCUCAGUCCCAUUAAUACCUGUACUGCAGCAGGUAAUUUGGAUCCUGCAGAAAGCUGCACAGCUCCACAUUGCAACACGUUUCCAGAGAAACAAUUUCCUGCUGUUCAACACUUAGAAGAGAUGGAAAGAAGAGUUGGACGAGAGAGUUUGAGAGUCAGUGAUGAUAGAGGCUAUGUAUCUCUGUCCUCCAUAAAUGACCAUAAAGGAGAUGGGUUAUUGAACUCUAAACAGCUCACUGGUAACUCAAACCCCCGUCUCAGGGUGGUUGAGAAUGGCUGUCAUCCGCAAAGAUCACCCAAGCCACAACAUAAGAAACAAACUGUGACCUCUGGAAGCUUUACUGUUGCAGUGGACGACUUGAGUCCUGCUGUCAGUGGGCCUUAUAUGGAGCCUGUGACCUCUGUGGAGAGUUUAGAAAGUGAGACUGAGGGGGUGUGGGAUAUCGGUCCUCCCAUGCUUGAAUCCUCUCCGUAUGGCACAGUCAGGCCAAACACUGCUGGCGACAGAAGUCUGGCAUCAGAGUCAUCUGGAUGCAGUACAGAAGAUACCAAUCUGGAGGACACCUGGGAAAAUACCUUACCUCUUCAAGUACAGGUGAAAUCAAAAGUUGUUGUUCCAUGCCAGCAAACCACAAAACCCGAGGAAGAGUCGCGUGCUCGGACUGCCAAGUGCUCCGGGACUCAAAGGCCUGUGAUCUUCAGCAGGAGGUCAGACUGGGAGAAGAAAAAGAGGCUCUAUGUCCAUUCAGUAAUGAGACACAUGCAAGAGAAACAAGGAGCACAUAAUGGUGUCAUGUCUGAGCUGCUGAGCGUGAUGAACCGUGUUGCUGGUGAGAGAGCGGGCAAGGAUGGGAAAAGGUGGCAGCAUCCCUCCGACUUCACCCGCCGAAAUUACCAGAGUCGCUUUGGUACAAAGCCAGAGAUGACGCUCCGAGAAUGGCAACGCAAGAACUAUGGCUCACACGAACGCUUUUCAAAAGUUCCUAAACAGUUUGAAAGAUGCCACUGUCCUCGAGUCUAAAAUGUCUGAGCAAUAAACACUGUG